Kickxella alabastrina is the source of this 1111-nucleotide messenger RNA. RefSeq lists its product as uncharacterized. The transcript has a single exon. NCBI's taxonomy places the organism in Eukaryota, Fungi, Kickxellomycota, Kickxellomycetes, Kickxellales, Kickxellaceae. The record is from RefSeq and is a predicted model, not a curated record. Bases 214 to 939 code for a protein of 241 amino acids.
GAAGACAAUCGUGAUCAGUGCUGGAGAUUGAUCACUAUUUGGUUUUGGCUGCGCAUUUGUUGUCAGACAACAAAAAAAGGCUAUUUUUCUUUUUCCAUUUUUUCCUUGGCAAUUUGAAUUUCGCUUUAACAACAGAAACUUUUGUAGCCAUUUUUUUACAGGAGUGCUCGCUUUCGUCUGAAUUUCAACAUUUCUCACUCACACACGUUAUCCAUGCAACCACGAACAAAGAGCUUGGGGAGCUCGUUGCGGCAGCCGUUCAAGUCGCCUCAGCGCAGCAGCACGCCUUUCUUAGCAAAUAAGACCACAAGCAAAGCAGAGAUGGUCACCCCGAAUUCAAAAACUGACGACACCAAAACAACCAUCAACGGCACCCUGACACCAGCACCACGAAAGCGACCGACACUCUUGGAAGCAUCACCCUCACUUAGCAGCCUGCUGAGCUCCACACAUACAACACCUAAGAAACGCCCGCGCUUGACUCCGCUCAAAAUCAGCAAGAGCACUGGCAAAACAACCAACCUCCUGUCCCCGACAGACAAAGUCAGCCGGGCACUAGUGCAAGAAAAGACCAGUUUACAGCGCCAGUUGACAAACGUCAAGGAGGAGCGCGCCUUAUUGGAGCGAGCCAUCACUUUGAAGGAGAAGAACGAGGCUGUGGUAGUUAAUGACUUGAUUUCGAAAUGGCAGAGUGCAUGCUCGGAUGCAUGCGAGGACCUGUUUAAAUUGCUCAAACCCUUGAUGGAAGCACAGAGGCAGGCUGAUGCGAUGGGGUUCAGUCAAAGUGGGUUCAACGACGGCAGUGUGUUCGAUCAAGGACAGUCGACGCAACAGACGCACAGUAACAGUGGCAACGAUGCAGAUGCCCAUCAGGACGACGAGGAUAUAGAUGUUACGUACAUGCUCAAGCGCCUGGGCAUCGAUCCUGGCUUGUUCUAAGCAGUUGGAUGUGUCGUGCUCUAUAAAAAUGUGGAUCUAAAUCGAUAUAUUCAAGUCUUAAAAAUUACUUAACUGAAAAAGGGGGCAGCGCUGUGUGGGCAGCACUGUAAACAUCAUGGUGUUCCUUGAUGUCAGCCAGCAAUAACAGAAAUGUGUAUAGUGGCCAUGAGGA